CCCUUCUCUCCCAUGUUUCCUGACCCCCACAAAUACACACAUCAUAGGCUGCUAACAAACAUAAGGACAACCUAGGGCUUGAUUUGCUCUUUUGACAGCCUAGCCGUGUGUUUUUUCCCUUCCCUGCUGGUACUCGGUCCCAGUUGGUGGUGUAUUGUUUUUUCUCAUAUGUCACUUUAAGCAACAGGUGCCAUUUUUUGCUGCUUUGUAGGAGCCCUGGCACAAGCGCGAGUUUUAUUGGGACUCUAACAGGAAAGGCACACAGAGACACAGUGGUGUUUCGAUUGGAAAACUAUUCUGGACCCGGGGAAUUGACUCUUGAGAUUGUGUUUUCAGCCUGUUAGUGCAUGAGAGAGAUGGAAGCACGGUCCACCACCACGACUACCAUAGUAGAGGCCAAAAAUGACGUGAGCUCACAUUCAGUACGUUCGUCCAAGCGCACCAUGACUGAUGACCUCUACUCCACGUUCAGCUCCCCCAUGGCCUGGAUCCUCGUGCUGGCUCUUAUCAUAACCUGGUCAGCCGUGGCCAUCAUUAUGUUUGACCUGCUCGACAGCAAGGGUCUUGAAGGACCUCAGCCACAUCGUGUCAGGAAAACAUUAAAGGAAGCAGGCAGCCUUAGAGGAGGCAUUCACCACAUCAGCCCUGAAAAAGCAGUGAGCGAAGCCAUGGAUGACUCUUCCGACUGGAUUACAUCCAUCUUGACUUUUAUGACUAAUUUGGUAGCGCCGGAAGAAGAGGAGGAUGAAGGCGAGCGUCAUUUUGUGAAGAAAAAAGGAGAAUUCCUGCCACCAAGGAAAAAAGUUACAGAAAUAUGGGCCAAGGAGAUGCUAGAAGAGGAAGGGGAAUACUUGGAGGACGAAGAGGAGGAGGAAGAGGAGGAGAUGGAUACUGAUGAAGAGGAAGAAGACUAUGAGGAAGAAGAGGAAGAAUAUGACGAGGAGCUCGAGGAGGAGGAGGAAGAGGAGGAGGAGCUUGAGGAAGAAGAGGAGGAGGAGCUUGAUGAAGAAGAGGAGGAGGAGCUUGAGAAAGAAGAGGAGAAAGAGCUUGAGGAAGAAGAAGAGGAUGAGGAGGAUGAAGAGGAGAAAGAGGAACCUGGGGUGAAGGUGGUGGAGGAGGAGGAGGAAGAUGAAGAGGAGGCAAAAGAAGAGAAGGAGAAAAAAAAGGAGGAGGAAGAUGAAGAGGAAGCUGAAGCAGAAGAGGAGGAAGAUGAAGAAGCAGCAACAGAAAUUGCUGCUAAGGAAAAGAAGAAAGAGGAAGCUGGAGCAAAGGAGGAGGAUGAAGAUGAAGAAGAGGGAAAAGAAGAAAAGUCUGAGGAAAAGGAGGAAGAGGAACCUGAAGCAAUGGAGGAGGAUGAAGAGAAAGAGGAGGCUGAGAAAAAGGAGAAACAGGAAGCUGGAGCAGAGGAGGAAGAUGAAGAUGAAGAGGAGGCUAAGGAAAUGGAGGGAGAUGAAGCUGAAACAAGCAAAGAAGAAGCUCCUGAGGAUGAAGAAGAAAAGGAGGAAGAAGAAGCUGAAACAGACAAGGAAGAAGCUCCAGAGGAUGAAGAAGGAAAGGAGGAAGAGGAAGAUGAAAAGGAGGAAGCUGCUUCUGCUGCACCCGAAAAGAAAGCUGCUCCGAUCCCUGCAGCUCCUAAAGAAGCUGAGGAAGCUGAUGAAGAGGAUGAUGACAAAGAUGCUGAAGCUCAAGAAGAACCACCAGCUGGUAAAGUCACUCCAGCUGAAGAAGACGAAACAGAGACACCUAUCGCGGUGACUCCUACUACGGACGAUGACCAAAAAGAUGACCAAAUUGAGAAGAAAGAGGAUGACGAUGAUGUCCAAGAUGCUGCUAUCGCCAUUGCUCUUGGUAUUGUAGCUGAGGUUGAAGAACAAGCAACUGGUGAGGAACCUAUACUUAUUAAAGCUGAUGGUGAUGCAGCAAUAUUAACAGCUGUAGAGGAGAGCGCUGCUAAAGCUGACGACUCACAAGAUAGCUUAAGCACUGCUGGUAUCGCAUCCGAUGAUGAUGAUGACGAUGAUGAUGAGAUAGCUAAAGAGUUAGAAGAUGAGACUGGUGUUGGCCUGAAAGAUGCUGACUCUGAAAAAGAUACACCAAGUAAAGGUGAGGGUGUUAUUGAGGAACCUGAUGAUGGUGUUGCAGAUAAGAAAGAGGCAAAUAAAGAAAGAGAGGAUCAGAUAAAUGCUGAGGAUGAAGAUGAUGAUGAUGAUGCUGAUCUAGUAACAGCACCUGUAGUUAGUCCUGAAGCAGGUGGAGAUGAGAAAGCUGUGGUGGCCGAUGAAGAUGGCUCUUCACCAGAGAAAGCUCCUGAAGCCAAAGACACUGAUGAAGUGGACACAGAAGAAACGGCUGAAGACAUAAAAACCCUGAAAGAGGAGGAGAAAGAUGAAAAGGAAGAAAGUGCAGAGCGAGAGGAAAUUGCAGAAAAAGCAGCAGAACCAGAACUGGUCGCUAAGGCCACAGCCGAGGAGGUGAAAGAAGCAGCAGCUGAGAAACCUGUGGCAGAGGCGGAAAAAGAAGACAAGCAAAAAGAGCCCUCUACCUGUCCUUGCAUGCAUUCACAAAUACAUAAAGAGCCUCAGAAAGCCCAAGACAGUAAACCAAAAGACGAAAAAGCUGAACCUGACAGAGUGAAGAAAAGAGCUAAAAGAGUCAUCAUAGAGCACAAAAAAGCUGACACCAAGAAAAAGGAGACUCUGCUUAAACAGAGAAAAGAAAAAGAGGCUCCAGUAAGAACAAGACUAGAAAAAGCAAAGAAAGCUCCAAAAGCAAAGGCAGCAGCUGUCAACAUACCCAAAAAGAGAUCCAGACCCUCAGAGGACAUGGAAGUGUCAGCAGCUCCAGCUCCGAUACAGGAGCUUCCUAUGUGCCGACCAACUCCUGUGUACUGCCCAGCGCCCCCUGGCUGGUAUGUUCAUCAUAUAGUUACCAGUAGCCCAUUACCACCAUCGGCUAUUCCAGAAUCAGAAAUUCCUAUUUUAACAACUCAUCAAGCUCCCACUAUAUUGAAAGACCCAGAAGAUGCAAAGGAAAAGCCAAAACAAGCUUCUAAAAAGAAAGAACCAGCUCCUCCGAAAGAAAAAGCCAAAGCAGCUCCAGCUAAAAAAGAACCCACAGUUACUAAACCUAAAGUAAAACCUACAGUGGCAAAGAAAGAGCCAAUAGCUGUGAAAGCGAAGCCUAAAAGGACAGAGAGAGUGAUCACUAAAGAAAGGGCAAAACCUUCUUCUAAGAGAGAGCCAGCAGUAACAAGGAAGGCAAGAGUUACAGCAACCAAACACAAAGAAGAAAAAUCUGCAAAGGUAGUGAAGCCCACUGCACAGGAAGAAAAAUCUGCAAAGGUAGUGAAGCCCACUGCAGAGGUCAAGAAGAAGUCUACCUCAAUGCUUAAAGCCAAGCAAGCCAUUAAAGAAAAAGUUGCAGAAAAACCUGAACCUGCUGAGAAGAAAACAUCUGAAGAAACCAAAGAGAAACCAGCAGCCGAAGCACCGGCAGCAACCAAAGAGUUGAAUGUGGAAGAGAAUGUGACGGAGGGCAAAAAGCCAGGCAAGAUACCAUACUUCCAGUGUGUUUUAAUGAGUUCGAAAUCCGGUCAGUAUCCACUGCGACCCAUGUCCCCUGCUAUGAGUCCAGCUAUUAACCCCACCAUGAUGAGAGCCAUGAUGGAGCAGCGGGCAGCAUUACUGCAGCAGAAAGCCAGAACAGGCGGUCAGUAGCUGGACGACAGACCUAUCCAGCCCAGGCAUUAAAAACUGCUUAUGAACUGCUGUUGAGACAGAGCUGCUGCUGUUGUGCUCUCAAGAGCAAUCCACUUAGACCAUUACAGAUACUUUAAAAAUUAUGGUUUUCCAGUCCUCCAUCAUGUGGCAUUUGAAUUAGGUCAUUUUUUUUUUUAAUUUUGCUAAAAAUUAACAUCAAAACUAAAUAAUCAAUGUACAUUUGGGAAUAUAAUUAACACAUAAAAGCCUGUCAAAAAACGUGUUAGUGGUUAGAUUUGUUUUUUAUUACUAUUAUUAUUAUUGUUAUUAUUAUUAAUAAUCAAGAUCUUAAAUCAUCUGUUUACAUUUGUUGCAGGGAAUAUGAUGUAUGUUUUUUACUCAGCGCCAGAGCAAAUUUAGAACUGCUUAAAUAUUUAAGCAUUGCUCUAAUUACUCGAGAUAUUUAUUUUUCUAUGUCAGAGUAUAUGAUCCCAUUACGGAAAGAAAUCUAGCAGCGCACAUUCACUAAGGGCCCUUAUCUUUCGGUCCAGGCCAUUUCCUGCUAAUAAGAUUAUGUGUAGUGUGUCUGGGUUCUACCAGGGUCUGCAAUCUUUCUGCAUUUGUAUGCAUGGCCAUUAGAAAACAGGAGGACGCCAUUUGGACCGAAUCCGAUUCCUAUCUUAGCCUAUGAGAAGAGCUUACAUCCUCAUAGAACUGAAAGAGACAUUAAGAAAUGAAGGCACACGAAAGCCAACAGUCACUAAAUAAUAAAAGGCUUUCUCUGUAUACUUGACUGAGACUUCUCGAGUAUAUGUCUUGAGUUAAUUGAAACUCUUUACUGGGAGCUAUUAGAUUUACUGAAGUGAAUUUAAUAGUGUAUGUCUUUGUUGAAGAUUUAUGCACAGGUUAAGCCAAAAGCAAUUUUGCUACUUGUGUACAGUUAAUGCAUACAGUGUUUUACAGUAUUUAUUAUAUUAUUCUAGAUCAGUGGUCUUCAUCAUUUUUUAAACUGCAAGAAUCUCUUUGUGAAUUGGCCGAAAGUCUAAUGUGUAUGGCACAAUACAGUAUUGGCAUACGUUGUUUUGUUUAUCAAGUGAAACAGCCGUUAUUAUUAAUAAUAUUUAAAAUUAAAAAAUGAAAUAAAUUAAAUUUAUUUUGAUAAAUGGUGAAACUUUCAGAAUUUCUGUGGCCCACAAUACUAGCAAACAUAUAAUCAGACAAAAUAACAUUAAGGCUACGAUAUAGUCAACCCCACACCCUCUUUUUUAUGUGUUUUGGGUUGGUUUAUUUACUCAGUUUUACUUUAAUAAUUGUGUUUUUGUUUUUUUUUUGUAUUGUACUGCUUUUAUGUUAAUGCUCUGUAUUUGAUAUUCAUCUGCAUUAUUUACAAAUAAGAAAAAUCUAUAAAAGGUUUAAAUAUUAAAAUGCAAUAGAUAUUUAGAAUUAAUUAAAAUAUAAACAAUGAUUAUUAUCAAUAUAAAUAAGUCAUGCUCCAUGUUCUUGUAGCUUACUUUAAAUUAGGCAUGGGAUGAUAACCGGUUUCAAGGUUUACCGUGGUUUGGAAAAGUCAAGUUUUAAAACCGCCAGAAUUCUGGUAUAUCGUUUCUUACAGCAUAUGUACAGUUUUUUUUUAUGUGUUUUUUGCAACUAUUUUAUUUAGUUUUUUUAGAACAACAAUAUCUCCAGCAGUAAAGGACCUUCUACAUCAAGUGCUACUAGUCUAAAAUAUUUGAAAUGUUUCUUAAAAUAAAAUAUAUUGUUUUUAAUGUGGUAAAAAAAAAUUGUUGUUUUCUACACAGACACUUAAAAAAAACUGAAAGAAAGAAAUGCACAAUACUGUGCAACCCUGAAACAGUGAUAUUUUUAUCCAAGGUUAUCACACCGUCACAAUCUUAUACCAGCCCAUGCCUACUUUAAAUAUAUAAAAUUUUUUAUAUGUUGAUAAGACAAUUAAUUAAGCAUUAUAAUAAUUAUAUACAAUUAUAAUUAAUAAUCAUUAUGCUAGACGGUGCUUACAGAAUUUGCCAACUAGGAUUUUUGAAGGUAAAAAAUUAUGAAAAGAUAUGAAAUCCAUUGCAAAAAUAAAAAGGCAUGUAAAAAUAUGCUGAAUCCAAACUGCAGAUCUAAAAAUCAGCACCAUGAUUUUAUAAUUUUCUUUCAAUCUUACAUUUGACUUUAAUCACGAUCGCAAAAAAACAGUUUGCUUCAUGAAACAUUUUUUGUCCACCUAUUUUAAAUUAGUCCGACAUUUUGCUUUAUUUUGGUAGCCUCUUUGCCUUAAGCUGUGUAAACAUCAUCAAAUUCAAAUAAAUUCUUGAGAUCAGCCAUUACAUUUUGAGUACUAAAAUGUGGUUACCAGCUGAUAAUUUAAGGGAUAACUAACUAAAAAGCAGUCCUAUUAAAGACCCUUUUUCUAGAUAACACUGUACUGUAAAACACAGUAGCAGAAUAAUGACAAUGUUUGUGUUGAUGACAUUACUUUGACCAACAGUGAUUUUUUGAAUAUGGUGAUCCGAGGUCACGAUAUAUUCUUGAAGGCUUCUUUUCCUUGUUAUUUUUGCUCUGAACAGUGCAAUUAUUGCAAUUAUGACAAUUUAUUAGCCAGAAAUACUGUGUCUUAUCCAAGAGCACAAUGGCGUAUUAUUCUUUAUUUUCAGAAACUUAAGGAUUGGUAUGACCUAAAAUAUAUUUAAGGUUUUCAAAAGUAUCAGCUUUGAUACCAAUCAGUACUGAAAUGUUAAAAUUGUGACAAUACUAGAAUUUACCGCUUUUAUUUUGACCUCUGCAGAGUUCUUGAACACUGUUGAUUGGCCAUUGAAUUAACGUGCUUAGACCUGACUGUGUCAACCAUCAGUUUAUCUAUCAGUAGCAGUGUGUGAAUUUUACACAGACUUUUUUUUUUUCAGUAGUACGCAUGCGCCCGUGAACCAAAUUAAAUUAUUUUAUUCAAUUAUCUCAUUGGUCAAUCAAAAGUUUUCAGUAUUU
Danio rerio (zebrafish) is the source of this 6683-nucleotide messenger RNA. Lineage: Eukaryota; Metazoa; Chordata; Actinopteri; Cypriniformes; Danionidae. The record is from RefSeq and is a predicted model, not a curated record.